AUGGAGACCCCCAAAAAUGACCCGCCUUUGAUUCUCGAUCGUACCUCUCGCGCCACCAGAGGGAAGAGAAUGAACAAAUUACUUGAUGAGGAAAUCGAAGAGGACGAGAUGUUCUGGAAUCAGGAGGCUCUUAAAGAGGAUGAAGAGGAUGGUAACUAUGAAGCAGAGCCUGAGGUUGCUGACGAGUUUGAUAGUGACUUCGACGAAGAUGAGCCAGACCCGGAUGAAGGAGUAGAAAACAACGAGGCAGAGGAAAGAGUUCAGACAAAGAAGCGGUUGAUAUUUCCGGGAAAGCAAUCAAGCAAGAAGAAGAAGAAGAAGAAAGUGCUAACGGAAUUAGAGAAAGAAUCUAAGGUUGAAAAUGAGAAAUCUUCCCAACCUGAACAUCAUCACGAUGCUCCUGAGGAAGGAGAAGGAGAGAGAAUCGUGAGAAAAUCUUCAAGAACUUCAGUGAUUAUCAGGCAAGCUGAGAGGGAUGCAAUACGUGCGGCUUUGCAAGCAACCAUGAAGCCGAUAAAGAGAAAAAAGGAAGGCGAGGAGAAGAGGAUGACCCAAGAAGAGAUGCUUUUAGAAGCAGCUCAAACAGAAAUUAUGAACUUGAGGAAUUUGGAGCGUGUUCUAGCAAGGGAGGAAGAAGUUAAGAAAAGAGCAAUUGUGCACAAAGCUGUCUAUACUGGCCCGCAAGUACGAUAUUUUUCAAAAGAUGGUUGCUCAUAUCUGGAAUUCAGUAGAGGAUUAUCAUUUCAGUCUGAAAUCUCUACCACGACUGCUCCCUACCCUGAGAAAGCUGUUUGUGCAGUUACUGGUUUACCUGCCAAGUACCGUGAUCCAAAGACAGGGCUACCUUAUGCAACAAAAGACGCUUUUAAAAUUAUUCGCCAGCGGUUUCUACUUGAAAGUGGUCGGGUCAGGAAAGAGAUGGACCUGGGAGAUUUGCAUGAUUCACUUUCUGGGAAAGGGUUUUUGGCAAGGCGGAAGAGAUCAGUGUCGUCAAAUAAAAUUGAUGUGUCGUAUUCACGUUACUUUGCGCGAUUCCGCAGAAUUCCAGCUCUUGAAAGUGAAUCUUCUGAUUAA
Messenger RNA from Prunus armeniaca (apricot), 1074 nucleotides. NCBI's taxonomy places the organism in Eukaryota, Viridiplantae, Streptophyta, Magnoliopsida, Rosales, Rosaceae. The record is from the annotation of a GenBank genome assembly.